Molecule: messenger RNA, 2776 nt
Organism: Cyprinus carpio (common carp)
Lineage: Eukaryota; Metazoa; Chordata; Actinopteri; Cypriniformes; Cyprinidae
Product: interleukin-31 receptor subunit alpha-like
Biological process (GO): immunoglobulin mediated immune response; cytokine-mediated signaling pathway
Cellular component (GO): external side of plasma membrane
Molecular function (GO): protein binding; cytokine receptor activity
Source: RefSeq, a predicted model, not a curated record
GUUAAAAGUAUUUAAAUUAGUUUUGAAGGGUUUGUGUGUUUAGGAAGAGGGAGACACUAACAAACACAAAUGAAGUCAGUUUCUGGGGUCAAAUCCUGAUUACUCUGCAGCACUAAACUUUACUAAAAGCCGUCCACGUCAGGUUAAAGAUGAUUUUGUUGGAAUGUAAACUCAAUAGGCUCAAACAGUCAGGUUUAUUUAAGGGUGUAGCAGGUAACCGAACAUGUUUUUUCUCAUGAAGUGAGAAGAGCUUCCCCUGCUGAGCUCGUGUUGUGGUUUGUGGUGUUGCAGUAGUUAGUACCUCAUUCUGCCCCAGAAACACCCAGGACUAAUACGUACAGACUAAACUCCUUCAUCUUUCUGUAGUCUAGAUGAAGCUACAAACUCUGGCUACAGUGGCUGUCUUGAAGCGCCCGUGUACUGGUCAUGUCUUUUGUUUGAGGAACUCUCCGAACACUAGAAGCGAUGAGGAUGAGAGUAGCUGUGCUGGUGCUGGUUGUUUAUGUCAGUCUGACUGAAGGAGCAGGAUGUGUAUCUACAAGUCGUCCACACUGUUACAAAAAUUCAACUAGGCCAGAAGAGGACUUCACUUGUGAAUGGGAUAAGAGAAACCCUGAGAAGAGUCAAACACACACUCUUCAUAUAUGGGACAGUGAAAAUAAAAAAAUUCUUACACAUAAGAACUGUGGCAAGCAAGCACAGACAAACAUUCUCUUGGAGGAACUAGGAAUCACCAAAAGAAAGACAGACAUAUGGAUACAGACACAAGUCGGCAACCUCACCUGUAAUUCUAGCAAAAUCUCAGUCAUCCUGGAAUGCAAGGUCAAAUACAGUAAACCUCAGAUUCUCAGAAUGGAAAGGUUAGCUGGGAUCCUGAAUAUCACACUGGACAAACCAAAGGAUAACAAAGGUGCUAAAUAUGAGAUCAGAUGGAGGGAGAGAGGCUCUGAAUGGCAGAAUGCAACAUUUGAAACUAAGGACAGAACCAAAGAUUUAUACACGCUACAUCUACAGUACACGGAAAUCUACCAGAUCCAAAUGAGACGGCAGGCCAAACCGCAUUUACAUCUAUGUAAGGACUCACUACAUGCUCUCUGGAGUGACUGGAGCCCAGUGGUGGAUGUUCCCUUAGAAAUCAGUCGCACACCUGUAAUACGCUGGGUAGAAAACAACAAGGCAAAUGGUAACAGAGAUAUUACUCUCUCCUGGGAUGCCCCACCUUAUAAUGAGUCUGUAGGGGGUGUGAAGUACAAUCUGACCAUCUCAGUUUGGCCUUGUAAAAUAAACCAAAAGAAAAUGGACCAUUUUACUGUGAAUCAAACAUAUAAUACAUCAAUAACUUAUUCAGAAGCCAGGAUUUCCAUUUUUGCAACUAACACUGUUGGAAGUUCACCACGAAAGCAUAUCACCAUUCCUGCUGUCAAACAUCUGAGCUACUGUGACUCUCACAUGUCCUCAAAUGUGAACACCAAGGCUAUGAAAACCUGCUUAGAAUGGUACAAGCUGGAAGACGGUGAGACCCGACCAGAGAAAGUAAAUAAAUCAUACAAUACAGCACUCAAGGACAUUAAAGUGGAGAAUUUUGUACGUCAUUAUUACUUUCUUCACACCGUGAAAAAGAAACAUUAUCAAACUGCUGUUAUGUGUCCUUUUUACUCAGAACAGAGAGCACCUAUUAAUGGUCCGGCGAAUGUGAAUAUUUCUGAUUUGACACAUGAAUCAGCUGUGGUAAGUUGGAUUGCCAUUCCUGUGGUGGAGCAGCGAGGAUUUCUACAGCAUUAUGUCAUUUGGAUAUCUGGACAUGGAAACACGAAGGUCCACAAAGUCCCAGCACAUAACACCAGCUUCCUGAUUAAGGAUCUCCACCCAGCCACCUCUUACACUGUAUCUAUAGCCGGAAGGACAGAAGCUGGUGAUGGGCCGAACUCAACGGUGAACUUCGAAACACACUCCAAAGAAAUGGGCUUAUCAUGGCAGGACUGCACCAUCCUGAUCAUCUGUGUUGUUGCCCUCUUGUGUACUAUAAUCUGCUCCGUAGCUGUCAGGAGACUGAAGCUGUUACCUGAAGUUCCCAGUCCUGUGUUAGAUACAAUAGAGUUCAGAUGUCCGGAAGAGCAGGACCUGAGCCCGAUGAUGGAGGAGGUGCAUGAAUUCAUUCUCUUGCUACGUCAAGAUCUCAGCAAACCCAGGGAGGACGUGACCCCUGAACAGGGCACUUUACUGCAAGACUUCGGGCUUGUCGUCUUUGAAGAGGAAGGCGAGGAGGACGAAGAGGGUGGAGUUACUGACUUGAGCUCUAUGAAAUCCUGUUGCUAUCCGAAUCCUAGUUACAGAGGACAGACGCUACAGCUGCCAGAGCCUUUCCACACGACAGACAGCACUUCAAAAGACAAUGACACAGAGUCCACAUACAAAAAUGGCCUGUUCUUUGAAACAAAAGUCCUGGAGUUUGACAAAACGUCACUAUAGAUAACAAGAACCUAAACAAACCUCCUCUAUCUGCUACAUGUGUCUUCUGUACAUCCAGGUGCAGUCCGUUAUGCAUCUCUAGCGUUUUUAGCUUUUCUUUAAAGUGCACCUGAGACAUAAUACUGGAAAUAACCCAGUUCUGAGAACAGUGUGUGAUUCUCAGCAGUUACUAAGGUUGCAAACGCAUCCUCACUUUCAAGCUUUGUUGUGGUCACUGACGUCACCUUCGGGAUUCUCAUUAUGUCUAUGUUUGAAGCCUACUGUGUUUUUAAUAAUAAAGUUACGGUUAGUGUGCCCAUCACAGAUA